AUGAAAAAAAGCCAAGUGAUAAGGCCUAACUCCAAUCAUAAAAAUGAUAUAAAGAAUAAUCAAAUCUACAUUCCAAAGGUCUCAAGCAUGAUAAUUUCAGAAAAGAUAAUGUAGAAUUUACUUAGAACGACUUCUGGUAAUCCACUACCAAAAAAUUCACCUAACUAAAAUAUGAGUCCUACUAAAAAGAACUAUAUAUAAAGUCCUAUUAAGAAUUAAAAGAAUGUUUAACAUUCAAAUUCUCUCAAUAGUUAAAUUAAUUAUGUCGUCACAAAUUCAAUCAGGUAUUAAAACCCUUCAAAUAAAUCUUAUUUGUCAAAUAGUUUUACUAAAAUUCCUACUAAAAGUGGGUAGAGAGUAUGCUAAAUCAUAACAAAAACUAUGAACUUAUCUUCAUUGAUAAAAUAUGAUCAAAAUUCUAUCCCUUUGCAUAAACUAAUUACUAAAAUGAAAAAUAAAGGUAAAGAUAAAAGAUCGAUAUCUUAAUUGCCUACAAUGUCAACAGAAAGAGUAGUUCAAGAAUCAGAGAGAUAACAACAAAAGAGGAAAAAAUCAGUUCGAUUUCAUGAUAAAGUAGAAUAUCUUGUAAUAGGAUGUUCAAAAGGAAUUGAAGAAUACAAGUAUAAGUUCUUUGAACCUCUGGAUCAAGAAUCUGUACAUUUAUGA
Molecule: messenger RNA, 666 nt
Organism: Paramecium pentaurelia
Lineage: Eukaryota; Ciliophora; Oligohymenophorea; Peniculida; Parameciidae
Source: the annotation of a GenBank genome assembly